AACUCACCCCGGGGCAGUACCAGAUCAUUGCCACAUCUCAACUCUCAAGCCCUGUUUGCUGGCUGAAUUCUCGUCUUCUGGUUCAAGACAUCGACAUCUCCACAUACGGCUUUGGCGGCAUGUCAAGCAAGGUCCUCAUAUUCACCGGCGCACCCGAGAGUAACGUCCUUGACUGGAGCUCAAGCGGGUUGCUCUCCGAAUUUCAAGACGCUAUCGCCUGGUUCGCCCGCAUAAACACAACCACACCACUGCGUUUGGCGGCUUCUUCAACGCCAGAAUAUGCCGUAUGGAGAUCACUUUCCCUCGACAAGGCGUAUCUUCCGACAGGCUUCUCCCAGCAGCAUGCGAUUCCCUUUGGAGACACCGCUAGGGACUCCGUCUUCGGGCCUAGUCCGGAGUUUCUCACCCCUACGUCUCUGACCUUCACCUUGACCGGCGAGGACGGUGACCGCACCCUGAGUCAAUUCUACGAGCAUUCCAUGAUCGCUCACCAGGGAAUUUCCUCAUCCCAACUGAUCUCCCAGUCGAGCGAACAGGCAGCGUCGUUUCUCAGCGACGGCACUACCUCCUGGAGUGGAGAUGGCACGCAAGAGGGACCUGUCAAGGAGCCAUUGGUAUUCCGGGGGAGCGACCUUCUCAGUGAUCUCAGGAACAUUCCCUCGGCUUCGUAUCUUGUCAAGAUCCAACCGCAGACCAUGACCUCCAACCUGAUUGUAGGUAUCAUCUCCAUCUCACGGCCCCGGGCGGUGAAGACCCGCUGGGGUGCCACGAAACACCUAGUUGAGGUGCUCGUUGGGGAUGAGACGAAGGCCGGUUUCGCUAUAACCUACUGGCUCCCAUCCGACAGCGUCGCCAACAGUGCUCUUGCAGGAUUGCGGCCACGGGACAUCGUCCUGAUGCAGAAUGUGGCCUUGAAUGUCUUCGCCAACAAGGUGUAUGGCUGCAGCCUGUCAAGAAACCUGACAAAGGUACACUUGCUCUACCGACUGAGACUGGAUUCUCAAGACGUCCAAGGAUAUUAUAGCACAUCCGACUUGUCAUCUACAGGGAGCGUCCACCCACAGCUGGAGAAGACCCGUCGAGUGCGAGAUUGGGUCGUGGACUUCGUUGGACGCGGGAGCCAGGACAGGAAUAAUACGAGAACGAGACAUCGCUGGGACAGGCCCCCGCUAGACGACACGCAAGUGACAUGAAUGCAACUCCUUCCGUUGUAAGUUCUGCCCUUCAGGUCGUUCGGCAUUUUCCGGUGCCCGCCCCACUCAUUCCGGAGGGGUGCUUCUCCUCGUGCCGACCCCUGGCCCGCCCUUGGCAACGCAAAUCGAUCAAACCUCAGCGUGGCUGUGGCAGCAGAGACGCGUAGUCACAGCAAUUGUGCCUCCAUAUAGACG
This is a messenger RNA of Chaetomium strumarium, 1388 nucleotides long. RefSeq lists its product as uncharacterized. The record is from RefSeq and is a predicted model, not a curated record. The coding region runs from base 120 to 1193 and encodes 357 amino acids. Lineage: Eukaryota; Fungi; Ascomycota; Sordariomycetes; Sordariales; Chaetomiaceae. The transcript has a single exon.